AAUGGACAAACACUGUUAAUGAUUGCAGCACAACAAGGCCAUCUAGCAAUUGUGAAUGAACUUCUUGCUCAUGGAGCCGAUGUAAAUGCUGAAGAUGAGGACAAUUGGUCAGCUUUGACAAAUGCAGCAAAAGCUGGAUUUAAAGAUAUUGUUAUAAAAUUAUUAGAUCAUGGAGCAGAUAUUGAGCAUCGUGACAUGGGUCAAUGGACACCACUUAUGUGGGCAUGUUAUAAAGGCCAUUAUUAUGUUGUAAAAAUACUUUUAGAGCAUGGUGCAAGUGUAAAUAUACUUGAUAAAAAUCAUUGUACACCUCUUAUCUGGGCUGCUGGUAGAGGAUUUUUGGAAAUAGUUGAAGCAUUGCUUGAAAGAGGAGCUAAAGUUUAUUCAACUGAUAAGUAUGGGACUACACCUCUUGUGUGGGCAUGUCGUAAAGGUUAUACUGAAAUUGUUCCACUUUUGCUGGAUGCUGGUGCUAAUGUUGAUACUGCAGGAAUGUUUUCUUGGACUCCACUUCUUGUGGCAACUAAAGGAAACUAUGUUAGCAUAGUUAAUAUGCUCUUAGAGAAGAAACCCAAUGUUAAUGCAGUUGACAUGGAUGGCUGUACGGCAUUAUCCAUUGCAUGUAAAGAAGGUUAUACCGAGAUAGCUAAAGCACUCAUGAAUGCUGGAGCAUACAUCAAUCUUCCUGACAGAAAUGGGGAUACUAACUUAAUUCAUGCUGCAAAAGCUGGUCAUUUUUCUAUUGUUGAUGCUUUAAUAAGGAAGUAUGCAGAUAUAGACUUAGCUGGGGCUGAUGGUAAAACUGCCUUGUAUUGGGCCAUAGAAAAGAGCUAUGUUGACAUUGUGCGACUGCUUUUAAGUGCCAAUCCGAAUUGUGAAAUAGCAACAAAGGAUGGUGAUACUCCUCUACUGAAAGCAACUCGAAAUCGAAGUGCAGAAAUUGUGCAGUUACUAGUUGACAAAAAGUGUCGUGUAUCUGCUGCAGAUAAAAAAGGUGACACAGCACUACAUAUUGCAAUGAGAGCAAGAAGCAAAGCAAUUGUGGAAAUUCUUCUUCGUAAUCCAAAGAACAGUCAGUUACUUUAUAGACCAAACAGAGCUGGGGAAACUCCAUAUAAUAUUGAUACUAAUCAUCAAAAAAGUAUUUUAGCACAAAUUUUUGGAGCUCGACGACUGAAUACUAAUGAAGAUAGUGAAAAUCGACUGGGUUAUGAUCUGUAUAGCAGUGCACUUGCUGACAUUCUUAGUGAACCAUCUUUAUCAAUGCCUAUUUCAGUGGGACUCUAUGCUAAGUGGGGCAGUGGAAAAUCUUUUUUAUUGAAUAAAUUAGAAAAUGAAAUGAAAAGUUUUGCAAUUCAGUGGCUAGAACCUAUGUUUGAAUUCACUCGGUUAGUUUUCCUUAUAAUAUUUAUCUUAUCCCUUAUUUGUGGAUUAAUUAUCUUUCUUUCUACAAAGAUGUGGAUGAUUGGAAUCUACAUUUUUGUUGGCACAUUCAUGUCAUCUGUUAUAUUUCUUGGAGUUGUUAUUUACUGUAAUAAGAACUAUGAUUUAUCCUGGAUGUACAAAGUGAGCUUAUACCUUGCAAAUCAACUGAAUUCUUUGAGAACAUUGUUGUUUGUUAUAUUCUGCAGUCCUCCAGCUAAUAAAAGAAAUGAUCUUACAGAUCCAGUGAGAUUUCUGUUUACUGAACAAACUAAGGUUACUAGCUCUGGUACUGAAAAUUCAGUCUUGCAAAUUAUUAUUUCUUUACAUGUUGCAAUCGAAAAAGAAUAUGGGCUUUUUACAUGCCGUUUAUAUAGGGUCCUGAAACCAAGACCUGUGGCUUCAAAAUGGUGGAAGUACAGGAGAAUUUGCUGUAUUCCAAAUUUCCUAAUUGCUUUUCUUUUAAUUGUAUUUGUGGGUUGCAGUAUUACUUUGGCACUACAGACAGAUGCUGCUGACUUUAGUGCAGACAUUGAUGAACAAACAACAAUUUUUAGAUCCAUUUUUAUUGCUAUGUCCUGUGUUGUACUUUUCGUCAUUUUGUCGAAUCUGUGUAUAUUUUUGCGAAUUAUAAAAAAUUUGGUGUGUUCACAUCAGAGUAGAAUUACUGGCGGUUUCAUGAAAAUGGGCUCAACUAAAGAUGAAAGUUCUGCCAGCUCACUGAAAAAUGAAGUUGAUACUAUUAUUCAGAUGGUUCAGUGUCUUGAUGCAUUUGUUGGCCAGCAAACACGACUUGUGGUUAUUGUAGAUGGACUUGAUAGCUGUGAGCAAGAUAAAGUUCUGUAUAUUUUAGAUGCAGUUCAUACACUUUUUUCAGAUGCAAGUGCUCCAUUUGUAACUGUGUUAGCAAUUGAUCCGCAUAUUGUAAUUAAAGCAAUUGAGUCCAAUAUACACAAAGCUCUUCGAAAGUCUAAUAUUAGUGGCUAUGAAUAUUUGCGCAAUGUGGUUCAUCUGCCAUUUUAUUUGCAAAAUAGUGGUUUGCGUAGGGUGAAAGCUGCCCAGCAGGCUGCAAUGUUAUUUAAUAAAAAAUCUGGUAGUUACUGGAAUGAAGAUCGAGAAUGUGACAGAUCUGUUCCAGCUGUUGCUUCAAAUCGUAAGGCUUCCAAUUCAAGCAUGUCUAUUCCGGAUGCCAUUCGGAAAAGAGGCAAAGGAAAUCAAAAGCUCAAAGCAAGUGAAAGUUUAGCCAGUAGCAUUAGCAACUUACAUCGGGUAGUAACUGGUGCUCAGGAUCUCACAAAAGUGCUGCUGACAGAUGAUUAUUUUAGUGAUGUCAAUCCACGUUCUAUGAGGCGGUUGAUGAAUAUUGUAUAUAUAACAGGUCGCCUGUUAAAAGCAUUUAACAUUGAUUUCAAUUGGUAUCAUUUAGCUUCAUGGGUCAACAUUACAGAACAGUGGCCAUAUCGCACAUCAUGGAUUAUAAUGUAUUAUGAAAUGCAUGAAAAUGAAUUUGAUGAAAUGUUGCCUUUAAAAACUGUCUAUGAGAAAAUCAAAUGUUACAUGCCUGCUUCAAAAGAACAGGAGCCAACUCUUGACUUAGACCACGAUGAAAGAAAAUUUGAAGUUUUUUUAUCCUUCCAUUCCAGUAGUCUACUUAUUAAUGAUCUAAAAGUUUUUCUACCCUUCACAAUUAAUUUGGACCCCUAUAUUAGAAAAGUAAUUCAAGAAACUCACCAGCAAGUUUCAGAAUUUCUUAAAAGUGAUUUGAAACCUUCUAGUCCUCCUCCUAGUAAGCUGGAUGUUCUGAAUGUGAAACUACAUCAACAUCUAACAACACCUCUACAUACUCAGGAUUUUGGACCUUCAGUGCCAUAUGGUACUCAUCCACCUCCUCUGAGUAGAAAAGAUAUAUUUCAGCAUAGUCAUAUGUCUUCUUCUUCUGUAUAUCCUACAGCCCCAUCUCCAUGGUGGAAUUUUUCACCAGAGCAAAUGACUACCCAACAUGCUGUAUAUCAGUCAUCCAAGUCCUCUUCCAUCAUGCUUUUACCUGAUCAGGAGAAGCUCAGCUCAUUAUCUGUGUCAGGUAUUGCUGAUUUAUUAAGAUCACAAGAAAAACUAAACAAGAAAAAACUAGAAAGUUAUAUUCAUGCCAUCGAGGAAAAUAACAUAAAUGGUCAAGUUUUAUUGACUUGUGAUUUGAAAGAACUGAAAGAGACUUUGAAUAUGUCCUUUGGUGACUGGGAACUCUUUCGUGUCUUAAUUCUUACUUUAAGAGAGCAUGAAAUGGGAAAUAUUAAUUUUGCCUAUAAUAAUGAUGAAAAGCACCUUUCAAGUUCUCCUAAUACACUAACAACAAAACAGUCCACUAAUGCUAGGCCUCCUCCAAAUAAUUCACCUGAAGCAAAGAAAAGUGAAAAUCUGCCAGCAAAAAUAUCAAAAAUUGGGUCAGAAAGUGCAGAUGCUUCUAAUGCACCACAAAGAUCUCGCAGUACUGUUUUAGAAAAACAGCCCAUUUGUCCCUACUGGCAACUCAUCUUGAAUGAGGUUACCAUGGAAGAAUCUAUGAUAGUGGGAGCAUUGGAAACAUUAAAUGAAGAAGCACUUGAAGAUGCACUUGAGGAGAAAAGUUUGUUGAACAGAAAACCAUCUGCUCCUGUUAUUGCUGUUGCAAACCCGUUAAGUCCCAUACUUUCAGAUGCAGAAGAAUUGGUACCAGAUGAUAAAUUAGAUGUUGAGCGCAUGCCAAAUGUUGCCAGCACACCAUCUGAUGUGGAUAUCUUGUAUUUAAGAAGUCUUCAGAGUUCUCCUAUGUUGCGUGUGAGUGCUAUAUCAUUAAGUGAUUCCAUGACAGAUAUAGAAACCUCAUCUCUUGGAAAAUCUCAAAAUAUUUCAACAAAUAUGGAAAGUGCUGCAGUAUCAUAUACUAGAACUAAAAGUGAUGAGUAUGAUUCUGCUUCAGUUACAUCAAGCCCUUCUCGGAAACGUGAUGCUGAUAAAGUAAAAUCUAAAAAUGCUGUUCAAAGACCAUCAUCUCUGGUGUAUGAUUCAGUAAAACUCACUUCUGUACCUAGCAGUGUAAAAGGUGAAACUUCUUCAAAAUCUAAAGGUAGGAAAAUCCAAGAGAAAAGCAACUCUUUUAAUCAUUCUACAAAUAAGAUAAAGCAUAUACGAAAAAAAUCUACAUCCAAAUCUGAAUCUUCAGAUAGUUCAACUGAAACAGAAGAUAAGGUACGGUGUACAUCCCAAAAAACCUUACCGACUCCAGUGUCAGAUGCAGAUGGAUUCUAUUCUGAUGAUGAACAUACGCCUCUGGUUUCUCCUUUCCACUUGAGCCGCUCUAGUCAUUAUAAUUUGCAGUCUUCAAAACUAGAAAAAGAAAAUACUCCAGAGAAAUCUAUUCCUAAGCAAGGAAAAUCAGAUUCUGGGCCUCACAGAAAAAUAAGGAAACCACUAGAAAGACAGUUUUCAAUUGACAGCAAUCUUUGUGAUCAUUCAAGGCCACCGCCAUCUUCUACAUCAAUGGUGGAAAUUUCGACACCUCAUAGCACAGCACAGUAUGUUCCAGUAUUACCAGUGUACGGGCAAGAUGUUUCAGAUUCACCAUCACCUGAAAUGUAUCAAGUUGCAUCUGUUCUAGAGAGCCAAGUUCAUAAUGAAACUGUUCUUUGAACUUUACUGUAAAAACUCAACUUAAAAAAUUAAAUGUGAUCUCACUACAGUGUCACAGGGUAGCAAUAUGCAUUUCCUCUAUGUUUAUAAUAAUUUUUUCUAGUAUUUUCUAUGUUAUUAGUUAAUUUGUAAAUGCAUUUUUUUCAUGUUAGUGACUUGCUAUGUUUAUUGCAUGCUCUUUGUUUACUAAAGGUCAGCAUUAACAUCAUGCAUCUAUUUAGAUUGUGCUUUUAGUCAUUUAUUGGUUAAAUAUGAUUACACUAGUCAUUAAUUCAAGAGCAUAGUGCAUACUAAUUUAUUUAAAUUUUCAGGUUUUACAGCAUCGUUAAAUUCAAAACAAUAAAUCAAUAAAUGUGCAUAAAAUGUUUGUCUCAAAAUACUAAGUUUUCUGUUUAGUCAAGAUUUUUAUCAAUUUCAAAAUAUAUAUUCAUAAAUAUGAAAUAAAACUAAGUAUUUUUCUUUCAUAUAUUUUAAUUACAUUGCUCUAUGUAUAAUAUAAAAUCAUUCUAUUUGGAAAAGGUGUAGUUUUUGUUCUGAUAUAAUAAAUUUAAUUGCAUUAUUUUGUAAAUUUAUCCAAAAUUCUGUCUUAAAAUAGUAAUUUUAAAGGUUUUCUUCAGCAUAUUAAAAAAUUUAAUUGUAUGAUUGUGUUAACUUCAUUUUAAAAUAUCUUGCAUACUUACAUGUAUUUUAUAUCUCUAAAACAUCAAAGUAAAAUAUUAAAUUCAGUAAAUGCAUUGUCUGCUCUACAUUAAAUUUUCCCCUUAAUACAGAUAUU
This is a messenger RNA of Stegodyphus dumicola, 5863 nucleotides long. It is a transcript of the gene Arms, whose product is annotated as Ankyrin repeat-rich membrane spanning. Lineage: Eukaryota; Metazoa; Arthropoda; Arachnida; Araneae; Eresidae. The record is from RefSeq and is a predicted model, not a curated record. Gene Ontology annotation, molecular function: PDZ domain binding; protein kinase regulator activity.